Zygosaccharomyces rouxii is the source of this 1398-nucleotide messenger RNA. It is a transcript of the gene UBX7, whose product is annotated as Ubx7p. Gene Ontology annotation, molecular function: protein binding. The coding region runs from base 1 to 1398 and encodes 465 amino acids. The record is from RefSeq and is a predicted model, not a curated record. Lineage: Eukaryota; Fungi; Ascomycota; Saccharomycetes; Saccharomycetales; Saccharomycetaceae. The transcript has a single exon.
AUGGACGGCGAAUUAUUCAUAAGCUCUGUGGAGCAGGCAGUAUCACUUUCACUUGGUUCUCAGAAAUCCCUUGUGGUCUAUAAUGGGCGAGAGGAAGAUGAUCAUGGAUGGUUGGAAAAAUGGCUAAAGAAUAAUGAUUUAUUGGGCUUGCUUAGGGAUAAGGCAGUUUGGUUAAAAUUGAGACCAGGUAGUGAACAGUUUAAAUAUUUCGAACAACUCUUCCCCUCGGUUGUCGUGCCCAGUGUCUAUGUUAUAAAGCAAGGACAAAUAGCUGCAGUGAUCCAGGGUCCGCAGGCAAGUGCAAACCAAUUAGCAGGUGCAUUGGGAGUUUCACUUGGUGGUAAUGGUGAUGAUACAGGCCGUUCUAGCAGUGCUAGCGGUGCUGGCGGUGCUGGCGGUGCUAGUGGCGCAAACAGUGUUAACAGUGUUAACACUCCUAGUAAUGGCAAUUCUACUGCCAACAAAAGCUUUAAGGAUGAAGUAGCAGAAACCACACAGAGGAAACAUUUGGAAGAGGUCAAAAGACAGAAACAGAUGGCGAGGGAGGAAAGGGAAAGAAUUUUGCAAUUGGUCCAAGCUGAUAGAGCUGAAAGAAAGGCGAUGGAGUUCCACUCUGAUCGUAAUGACGAUGUUCAUGAUAAUAUUAAGGAUCUAAAUAGGCUGCAUGCCAAGACGUGCGUUCUCAUGAUAAGAUUGACUAACAGUAGUACUUUGACUGGUCACUUCGAUUCUAAGGAAACAUUAAACAACGUAAGGAAAUGGGUUGAUGACCAUAGAACUGAUGGGGAUUGUCUCUAUGCAUUUCACAGGAACAUUCCUAGAGUAACCUUUACAGAUUCAGAAGAGUUGAAAAGUUUAGGGGAUUUACAACUGUUGCCACGAUCAGUCCUCAUAUUAAAACCCUUGGAAAAUUCUUAUACCAAUGUAGCGGAAGCGAAGGGACCGGGACUCUUGGGUAAGGUUUUCACUGGUCUUUCUAGUUGGUUGAGUCGCGGUGGUGGCGGUGAUAGUGGUGAUACGAGAAACGCUGACGGCCCUGGAAGCGCUAGUAACAGCAAUAAGAGCGUUAAUCAUUCAGCUAAGCAAGAUCCAAGGCCUGAAAAUGCGGAGGAAAGAGAUAUCACUGGUCAUAGUGGAAUCGAAACUUCACCACAUGCAUCUUUUUCCAACAACGAGGAAUUGACCAUUGAUUCACCAGUUUCUUCUAGAUUCGAAUCACCAGUACCUCAUGCAACGGAUCAUCACGUCAUAUCAACGUCCAAUCCGUCUGAUUUAAACCUUCCGUCGAGAUGUGUCACGCCAAAUGUUUAUCAAUUUAUCAAUAAAGAUGAUGAUGAGAAGGAAAAAUCCACUUAUAAUGGGAAUACAAUCAAUUUAGAAAAAAAGGAUGAUGAUUAG